Messenger RNA from Centropristis striata (black sea bass), 1208 nucleotides. RefSeq names its product cysteine rich DPF motif domain containing 1 (gene cdpf1). The transcript is spliced from 3 exons. The record is from RefSeq and is a predicted model, not a curated record. Lineage: Eukaryota; Metazoa; Chordata; Actinopteri; Perciformes; Serranidae. The coding region runs from base 85 to 438 and encodes 117 amino acids.
CUUUAGGUGUCGCUAAAACUUCACGGAACAACACGACUGGACUCGAUAUGAACACAAGGAAGUAACAUUUUCUGCUUUUGAAAGAUGGAGCAAACUACAAGUGAGACCCGUCAAAAAACAUUUACAUGCCAGUUGUGUGGUUUAAGUAGCCCUUUUACUUACUACGGCCAGAAACCACCAAACACCAGAGCCAUUGUGUUGCUAGAGGAGUGUUUUGUGACCCAGGACCCCUUCAGUCCAGACAAGGAGAAGUUCCUCAUUCUGGGCUCUACCUGCAGCCUGUGCAGCAUGUGUGUCUGUGUUGGAUCGGACUGCAGUCUCUUCUACACCAAGAGGUUCUGCAUGCAGUGUGUGAACAAGCACUUAGACCAGUUCCCCCAUCAGAUCCAGGCCGAGCUGGCCAAGAAGAAGCAGAGCUCCAAGGCUGCCGUCUCCUGACAUCGAACAAGAAGUCCAUAACGUGCUCCCCGAAAGAAGAGAAAACUCCGAAAUGUGUCAAGGUGCUUUACCAGCACACUUCUAUGAAACCCAUACUGCACCAAAGUGCAAAAACACCAUAAAGAUCAAAACAUCCUGUAUUUUAGAAGCAUAGCUUUUAUUAAAAAUUACACCACACAUCAGAAAAAUACUAGUUUAUGCUCAUGUCUAGUAAAACUAGGCCAUCCUAGUGUUAUUUGUUUAUUUGUUGCUAGAGAGUUUUAUAGAAGCAACAGGCGUGACGAGUGUUGCCGGACCCCUGAUGGAUUGUGGUUGCAGACGGAUGAUCAGCCCUGCUGGUUUGCAGCAAUUAAAAAAAAGGUUCCGAAUGAAUAAUCUGACGCCAUGUCCUGUAUGUACACAGUUGCUCUAAAUUUUCUGUUGUAAAAUGUUUUUUUAAACAUAUAUAACAGUUUAAAUUACUUUGUAAAAACUUUUCAACACUACAACUGAAAAAAAUAUACUAAUUUGCCAAGAUUUUCUCUUUGUACUUGUAAAUGCCCCUUUUUUGUAAGAAAACAAAUUUUAUUACUUUUCAGCAUAUGGUAACAUUAACAUUUAUAUGGCUAAUUAUCUCUCGUGCCAAACGUGUUUGUGUUGACAUAAUGCAUCUUUUUAUGAGUGUAUCACUCUGCAUCCAUGGUCAGAGGGUUCAUUGUUGACUUCUGUGAUGUCAAAAGAAAAAGUGUUCCUGUUAUCUUAAACUAUAUAAAAAAAGAUGCAUACAGUGA